CGCAUACGGCCCCAGUGGCCCCUACCUAUUGAGGUGUGGGUGGGGCUGAGCGGGAACUAAGGCCGCCCGUGACGUGCAUGGAUUAUUACUUGCGGGGUGGUGUCUGCACCUCGCACCCCUCACGUUGAGAGCUAGAAAAAAAAUAAAAAUAAAAAAAUAAACAUAAAACCUAUGAACACAAACGGCACCCCCCUGCGACGAUUCACCCCGUUCGCCAACCUCCCCAAGGAGAUCCGCCUCCUCAUCUGGGAGGAGUGCAUGCUCGCGGUGCCGCCGCGGGUCCUGGACCUCUCAACAGUGAUGGACGAGGACUCGGACGAGGACGGGAUCCGGUUCACCAUCGAGCCGCCGCUACUCUCGCGGGCGUGCGGCGAGUCCCGGGCGGUGGCGCUGCGCGACGGGCGCAGCUUCUUGCUGACGCACCGGUACCCCGCGGAGCGGGGCGGCCGGUCCACGGCCUCGGUGCGGACCUGGUUCAGCGGGCGGCGCGACCUACUCGAGCUCGCCGGCGAGAGGGGUUACAGCCCCCGGCGCGUGUGGGUGUUUGACGCCGAGAUGAUGGGCCUGCUGGCCUGCGCGAGCCACGUCAUGCUCCACCCGGGCGCGGGCCCCGAGCUGAUCGCCAUGGUUGUCAGGCCGGGCGUGUGCCCGCGCAUCAGGAACAUCGACGUCAUGUUGGAGAGGUUCGAGGUCGCCGAUGCGGAGGCCAUGACCCCCGCGGAGGUGUUUGAGUUCUUUGGGGACGACCAGCUGGUCCUGCUCGACAUGGAGGACAUCAUACGCGCGCGCGAGGUCCUCGAGAGGCAGCCGGCAUGGCGGCACUCGCCUUACUGGGUCAAGACGUGGUACGACUUCUCGCAGCUCGACUCGGAGGCGGUGGGGGUGAAAAUCAGGCAGGCCAGGAAACGCGUCAUCGAUGCGUGGCUCAGGGCGAGGUUGCCCGACCUAUCGUCGGUGGACGAGCUCGACGACCAAGCGGCAGCACUCGCGAUAGGAAGGGCGAGGAGCGCCGUGUUGGGACACAUGCCGACUGUAAGGGCGGUCAGGUGCUGCGAUUGGCCGUAUGUCGAUAUGGAGGUGAAAGAUGUUGUGUGCACUUGGAGAGAUGACGCGGCACUGAAGACGGCAUUGGAAUCUUUUGUGCACAGCCUCGAGACUAUAUAGGUAGUUUGAAGACUCUGGUCGGGGCCGGGCUGGUGAUAUAAUUAGUUCAUGUGCAGCAUAGAUGCACCUCACUGCCAAGUGAGGUGUGUUGGAUACGGGUGCGGGACGAAUAACGACCUUGCAUCGUCGGAUCGACUACCUAGUCGAUCUUCGUUCCACAGCUCGGAACUCGGGGCUGAAGAAAGCCAAGCACGCAUACGCGGCAUUCACAGCGCGGAGAAGUGCAGCGAUUUGUGGUCCUUGUGGCUUUGCUUCUUGGCAGUGGGCCGACAACCGCCGACGACCAGCUGGCUACCAGCCGAACCAAGUCAAAAUGCGGGUGCCAAGCAACCCUUCGCCUCCAUAUGAACUCAUCAUUACCCA
This is a messenger RNA of Phialemonium atrogriseum, 1527 nucleotides long. RefSeq lists its product as uncharacterized. The transcript has a single exon. The record is from RefSeq and is a predicted model, not a curated record. Bases 172 to 1164 code for a protein of 330 amino acids. NCBI's taxonomy places the organism in Eukaryota, Fungi, Ascomycota, Sordariomycetes, Cephalothecales, Cephalothecaceae.